ACCGCGUUCGCUGGGGCACGUCGCUAUAAUGGAUCUGCCCUCCGCUCUGCAGAAGCUCUCCAUAUACCGGUCUCGCAACACCCGCGCGUCGCAGGAAACGUUCGACAAAGGGCUACUUGUACUGAAGGGAAAUGGCUUGAAAAAGCUUGGAGACGAAGGCUGGGCUUUCUUAGAGCAACUCGCUCUCGCCGCAAUCGAUGUGGGCCGGCUGGACAUCGCUGACCGCUGUCUGCAACUUUUGACGGAGAAGUUCCCUGGGUCUCCGCGCGUGGAUUGCUUAAAUGGAAUCCGGAAAGAAGUGACAGAGUCGCCUGAAGCUGCCCUUGCAUACUACAACCAGCUACUUGAAGCCGACCCCGUCAAUGUCGCAUUCUGGAAACGAAAGAUAUCUGUGCUGCGACGAAUAGGCAGGAUCGACGAGGCUGUGGACGAGCUGAUCGAGUUGCUAGACACCUUCUACACCGACGUGGAAGGUUGGCUCGAGCUAGCCGACAUAUACUCGUCGUGUCAUCAGUAUACGUCCUCCUUACAAUCCUUAUCUCAUGUCCUGCUGCUGGCGCCGCAGAACCCCUUCUACGUGCUGCGGUUUGCAGAGACGGCUUACACCGCGGGAGACGUCCCUCUCGCCAUCAAGAGCUUCCUAAACGUAAUCGACAUGGCGGACAGUGAUGAGGAUGCUCCCAUCGAACAAGUACCGUCAGGGUUCCAAGUGCGAGCAUGGCUCGGUAUCAAACUCUGCUCCCGCCGUUUACUACAAGAAAGACGGUUACCUUCCCCGUCUCAAACUCCCGUGCCCGAGCAUCUGCAGUUAAUCGACGAGCUUGCAACGGAGCGCUUGAAGACUGUUUACGCAGGACGGGAUAAGAGUGACAAGGAGGCCCACGAGAUACUGGAGUGGUUAUCUAGGGGUUGAACGCCUUACUGAUUCGUAUCUGUACUCGAAGAUUUAUACAUACUGGCGGCGCUCUUUUCUGUUC
This is a messenger RNA of Gloeophyllum trabeum ATCC 11539, 977 nucleotides long. RefSeq names its product TPR-like protein. The record is from RefSeq and is a predicted model, not a curated record. The transcript has 6 exons. Gene Ontology annotation, biological process: protein folding in endoplasmic reticulum. Gene Ontology annotation, molecular function: protein binding. Gene Ontology annotation, cellular component: EMC complex. Lineage: Eukaryota; Fungi; Basidiomycota; Agaricomycetes; Gloeophyllales; Gloeophyllaceae. The coding region runs from base 29 to 913 and encodes 294 amino acids.